ACUCUCCACUAUGGCUCUAGCCAUAGAAAUAUCAUAUAUUUCUGUCAUUCUAUUCUAUUGUAUUUCUAUGGCUCAGACUGCAGCUAUCUCGAGUACAGUGUGAGCGUGGUACCUCUCUCUCGUCUCUGCUCCAUAGCAACGACCUCUAGAUCGGUGUGUACUAUGAACUAGAAACCGACUGAUGCUCUCUCCUUUCAAAUCUCGGAUUCUGCAACAUCCCAUCGCAAUAUAAUAUGGUGUGUUUUUAUUUUGUGAAGCUGGAGCAGUGAGUCGGCUGUGUCUGGAAUUAUGCGUAAUUUAACUCUUGGUUUUUUUUGCUGUGUCUGGUAGUUAGUUACCUAAGCGCAUGCAUCUCGGUCUCAACUUGGAAUCUCACACCAGCAAGGAACUAUCAUUCGGUGAUCAAGUAGAUCGAUCAAAUAAAUGAGGAUUGAGAACAGUGACAGUGUAUUGAUUUUAUCAUUGGAGACAUUUUAAUCAACGCUUCUAAACGAUGUUACAAAUUGGAGACGAAGUUUAUUUCUCAGCGGUAUUUCUGCUGGUUCUAUUCGGGACCAGGAGCGCGAUUGGAGCAUCGGCCGUCACCGCAUCCAUUUACGUCUUUAUCGUGAUGUUCCGGUUCCCACAAGUGCCGGCUGACCAGGCAAGUCAGGUGCUGCGGCCCACUGGCCUUGCGAGCGCCGGCGUCCCCGUGGUUGCGCACCGGGCAGGGGGACACGAUGCUCCGGAGAACACCAUUGCAGCGAUCCGAGAGGCCAGCAGGAAUGGAGCCACAGGGGUGGAGCUGGACUUGGGCUUCACUGCAGAUGGAGAGGCAGUGCUGAUGCACGAUGAGACGGUGGACCGCACCACCAACGGGACGGGAGCGGUGGGCACGCUGCGUCUGGCAGAGCUCAGGACGCUGGACGCCACGGGCAAACACAGGCUCGGGGAGAAGUUCAAGGGGGAGAGGGUGCCAACGCUUCAGGAGGCAGUGGAGGAAUGCAUCAACCACCAGCUGACCAUCUUCUUUGAUGUCAAAGAUCAACCUGAUAAGGCAGCUGCAGCCCUAGGGGAGAUGUAUCACAAACACCCUGUCCUCUACAACUCCAGCAUUGUCUGCUCCUUUCAACCUAAAGUUAUCUACAAGAUGCGCCAGGCGGACCCUGGGGUGGUCACGGCCCUGACCCACCGGCCCUGGAGCCUCAGUCGCUAUGGCGAUGGAACACCCCGUUCCCUGUCAGCGUGGACAAACUACUGGCUGGGAGUUCUGGAUGUGCUGCUGGACUGGGCCCACCAUCACCUGUUGUGGAACCUGUGUGGCGUCUCAGCCAUCCUCAUGCAGAAGGACUUCAUCUCCCUGUCUCCACUCCCCUCAUCUAUCCCUCUCUACAGAGACUAUGUCCAGUACUGGGCAGAGCGAGGGGUGGAGGUGGUGGGCUGGACCAUCAACACGGCCGUGGAUAAACAGUACUACCAAGAUGUCCUGAAGAUCAGCUACAUCACUGACAGCCUGAGGGAAGACUGUGAGCCUCACUACUGACUGACACACAACACACACGCAAUUCUAGACUACUACCUAACAACGUGUAGUUGUACAAGGACUCAGACCUCACUAUCAUAGGGAAUAUGGAGUAUGAAUGUACAGGACAGUACACAUCCAAUAUAGCUGCAUAGCAGAUCAUUUUCUAGUUCAGGUUGCCCCUUUUAACCAGAAUAGUUUUUACUGCAAACACUCAUACAAGAUCAUACAAUGUCAACCCUAAUUUGGCAACUAUACUACACCAACAAUACCACCAUAAUCUCAGAAAUACUCUCUUGGACCAAUCAUCACACCACUAAAUGCAGACAAUUUGCUAAUUUUGAAUUGUUCAUCUUAAUACAAAUCUGUAAGAGAUUAUGCUACAUUCAUUAAUAUUGUAUUAACAAUAUGACACUGAUAUAUCAAUGGUACAAAAUAUAACUAUCUUUGUUGACAUGUAUCUUUGAUUUCUCAAUGAAAACAUGAUGUACAAUGUAUCCUUUAUGAAACCAUGUUAUUUAUUGUGACUACUGCAGGCCCACUGUAAAUAUUGGAAAAAUAAAUAUCCCCUACAUGCAGA
Molecule: messenger RNA, 2081 nt
Organism: Oncorhynchus mykiss (rainbow trout)
Lineage: Eukaryota; Metazoa; Chordata; Actinopteri; Salmoniformes; Salmonidae
Source: RefSeq, a predicted model, not a curated record